AUGAGUGAUGAGGAGAUUACUUACACAACUGUGAGAUUCCACAAGUCUUCUUCAGAGUUGCAGAAUCGAGGAAGGGCUGAUGAGACUCAAGGGUCUAGAGAAGCUGGUCACAAAGAGUGUUCAGUUCCGUGGCACCUCAUUGCAAUACCUCUGGGAGUCAUUUGUUCCAUUCUGCUGGUGGCAGUUGCAGUGUUGGUGACACACAUUUUUCAGUAUAGUCAAGAAAAACAUGAAUUGCAGAGAUCUCUGAAUAAUCUUCAUCAAGAGAAGAGCACCAUGCAAAAUGACAGCUACUUAAAGAAAGAAAUGUUUCAAAAUAAAUCUACAGAGUGUGAUACCCUCAAAGACCGUCUGUCCUCCCUCAACAGAACACUGAACAGAUGCUACCAGGAAACUAAAGUUGUUUUAGAUUACAAACAGCACAGAGUCACAAGUGUUGAAGGACACUGGUUCUGCUAUGGCAUAAAAUGUUAUUAUUUCAUCAUGAACAAAAAAAACUGGACUGGUUGUAAACAGACCUGCCAUGACCACAGCUUAUCCCUUUUGAAGAUAGAGGAUGAAAAUGAACUGAAGUUCCUUCAGCUCCAAAUGAAUACAAACAAUUACUGGAUUGGAUUAAAAUACGAUGAAAGGAAAGGGAAAUGGCUAUGGAUUGGUGAUGGCCCAUUUAAACUGGCCAAACCUGAGGCUCCAGUAGGGAAUCCUAGUGGUCAGAAAGUUCCUGUGGCCAUCACAAGUAUUUUCUCCAGUGGGAAAACACAGAAGCUUGGACACCUGCUUAGAAUAUCAGCUUCUAAUGAGCCUCUUGAGCAGCUGUGA
Messenger RNA from Peromyscus eremicus (cactus mouse), 819 nucleotides. Its product is annotated as killer cell lectin-like receptor 2. NCBI's taxonomy places the organism in Eukaryota, Metazoa, Chordata, Mammalia, Rodentia, Cricetidae. The coding region runs from base 1 to 819 and encodes 272 amino acids. The transcript is spliced from 6 exons. The record is from RefSeq and is a predicted model, not a curated record.